Messenger RNA from Marchantia polymorpha subsp. ruderalis, 1116 nucleotides. The record is from the annotation of a GenBank genome assembly. Lineage: Eukaryota; Viridiplantae; Streptophyta; Marchantiopsida; Marchantiales; Marchantiaceae.
GUAGCAUAUGCUUGUUUGGGAGGAGUUGGUGUACAGAGAUUGCAUGAUUCGGCACACUGUCUGCAGAGCGUAUCCUGUAGGUGAUUAUGAAUCCAAAGAUCCUGAACUGGCUUGUCUGCAUUACCUGGACUUUCGCCAAGUCAUCACAGUGUUGGUCUCCUGUAAGUGCACUGGAUGGCUCUACUAAUAAGCAUCUCGUUCGCCAUUCUUGCAGGAUAUAUUGAAAAGACUUACACUUCCAUACAAUAACCGACAAAAGGCUGAUUUCAGUGUUUCCAUUUCACUUGUUAGCUUGAUGAGGGCGCUUGAAAGAAACGGGACACCUUUUCUGUACUACGUUCGAGAUCAAGAGAACCUAUCCGCGACUAAAAUGAGCGGCGGCGAGUGGGCGAUUUGCAAUCGUGGACAAACGUAGCGGCAUGGAGCUCGUGAUAUUACAUCUCUAGAAAUGGAACGGGAGGACAACAAUCUUCAAAAAUCACGUCACUUCUUUUCAUCUCCGGCCCUAUCUCAAUGUGCACAAGCCUCACUGAAGACAGCAGUAUGCAAACCCAUAACAACGAGGCACACUCACUUGACGCCGAACAUGCAAAACGCAAGGCAAAGGCCACGUAUGAGACUACGGUACAUGCAUGCACACGCAAGGAGACUCCGAUCGAGUAAGCGCCGUCGUCUAGCUUUGCUCAAAGUUCCAUCGCUCCAUCGAACCCUCUGCUCGAUCACGCGCGAGUCCUGUCAGCAAACAUGAUCCAGAUUGAUCAAACUGGUCUCUCUAUCUUUCUUUAUUCGGGUACGAGAAUGCUGAAUUUCGUGAGCACUAUGAGAGCACUGUCGCCCGGCAUGGCAGGCACAAUCAGAGUGCACGGUGUGCGUAUGGCGGCACAAUCAGAGUGCGUCUUCUUCGCAAGCAAAGCUGAAUUCGACGACGACCUCUGUCUGGUCUGGACCUCUCGGGGCCAUCCAUCGAUCCAUCACGAGGACCCUUCUCGGCCGAUUGCUUCUCCGCCCGCCGAAGCCCGCCCCGUCGCCACUGUCAGUCCCGACGGUCGUCUCGUCGGGGUUUCGAGAUCGUGGCCGUCAAGAUCGAGCCCAACGAGGAUUCAAUUUGAAUCCUGA